UCUGACUGGCAGCGACGAGGUGAGGGGCUCCAGUUUCCUGAAGCCUUCUUGUGUGGACUAAACACCGAAAACAACUUAUAAACCCCAAAUCAUUUUAUUGUUAGGAGCUUUCCUGAUGAAAUCCACCAGUUGAGUUUGCAGGAAAGAUGGAGAAAAAGUUCCCCUCCACACCCGUCAGUGCCGGAUCAUCGGGGUCAGGCUCCGUCCUGCAGGACCCUUCCUCUCCACCUGUCUCCUGUGACUCUUCAGCUUCACCAUCUCAGAAGGACAAAUCAUCUUCAUCCAACCCUGAACCACCGUCUGAUCUCUCUCCACCACCUUGUUCCACUUCUCCACCUGCAGCCUCAGGGUCUGACCCUCAGCCCGGUUCUGUCCCCUCUCCCUCUGCAGCUGCUCCCACGAAGCGCUCCUUUGCUUCUGUGGCCAGGCGGGUGAUCGUGCAGGAGCGUCUCAGGAAGGCAGAGGAGGAGGACGCCCGCGACGAAGAGGACGAUGAAGAACCAGAGGAGGAGCUGAGUGUGGAGCAGCUGGAGGAGAAGGCCAGUACUGGGGAUGCCAGAGCUCAGACCCGGCUGGGUCAGCACUACUUGAUUCUUGCUGAAGAGAAGGAUGCGGAGGUCAACAACCACCACGCUGUUAACUGGCUGAUUAAAGCGGCUAAACAGGGACGAAAGACUGCAGCGAGACUCCUUCAGCGCUGCUGGAUCCAGAAAAAAGGAAUCACUUCAGAGAAUGAGGCCGACGUGCGCAUGUUGUCAACAGAGAGCAGGUUUGAGCUGGCAGUGCGGAAAGCAGCCAUGAUGAUGUACUGGAGGCUGAACCCCGACAGGAAGAGGAAGGUGGCCGUGUCCGAGAUGCUGCAAAAUGUCGGCCAGGUCAACACAGUGCAGGUGGGCGCUACAAGCAGGAUUCCUGUUCCAACUUCAGGCCAAGCACAGAAAGUGUUGGAGUGCAUGGUCAACAAGGACGCCAAUCAGCUGGUGGACCUGGACGACUUUGUUGAGAUAACGAAAAAGUACGCACAAGGCAUCGUCACACCUGUUCCUCUGAAGGACAGCCAGGUCGCACCCAAACCUGAGAGCCCUGCUCUGCCUGACAGCACCAAGGAGCACAAGACGGAGGGAGUGUCAAAAGCAAACAAGAAGAUGCUGAAACAUUCUUGGAGUUUUGGUUGCAGUGGGAUAAUGCUGGACACCCAGCAGACCGGUGCCAUGAAGUCACGCUUGAUGAUGCUGCAGUACCCGCUGCAUGCAGUCGUCGAGAUGAAGGAGCACCUUGUGGACUGGGCGUCACGGGCUGGUGUCAUGUGGCUGAGCACGAUCAUCCCGACGCAUCACGUCAAUGCUCUCAUCUUCUUCUUCAUCAUCAGUAACCUAACCAUCGACCUGUUCGCUUUUGUCAUCCCUCUGCUCGUCUUCUACCUCUCCUUCAUCUCCAUGAUCAUCUGUACUCUGAGAAUUUUCCAGAGCAGCAAGACCUGGGAGAACUUCCGGGCCCUGACGUCUCUGCUGACACGUUUCGAACCGGGCCUGGAUGUAGAGCAAGCAGAGACCAACUUUGGCUGGAACAACCUUGAACAAUACGUUUAUUUUAUCAUUUCUGUCUUUUUCGUCAUCUUCUCCUUCCCGGUAGCUGACAAGAAAUGGAUUCCAUGUUCUGAGCUUUCCACGGUGGCCAUCUUCUUUACUGCUGUCAGCUACUACAGCCUCAGUCCGGCUGCUGCAGCGUACGCACGCAGAGCCAUGUUCAUAGAGGUAGCCUCCAGUCUGUUGUACCUGACCCAGUUACUGCCUGAGGACAUGACAGUGCUUCGUCUCCUCGGACGCACCUUCACCACGCUGCCGCUUGGAGACGCUGUGGUCCUGAAGCUCAGCCUCCCCUGUCUCCUGUAUGUUUACCUCUUCUACCUGUUCUUCAGCAUGGCAAGGACCCGUGGUUUCCGGGGAACUUACUGCUUCCUGAUCCCAUACCUUGUCUGUUUCAUGUGGUGUGAAUUCUCGGUCAUCCUCCUCCAAAAUUCCUCUGCUGUGGGGUUAAUACGCACCUGCGUGGCGUACUUUCUCUUCCUGUUUGCGCUGCCAGUUCUGGCAUUUGGCCUUGCCACCAUGCUCUUCAUCCAGCUCUUUAAGUGGUUCCUUGACCUGGAGCUGACAAAGAUGAUCGUCACCCUGGCCAUCUGCGCCAUCCCCGUCACUCUGCGGCUCUGGACAAGGUACAGCAUGUCUAUCCUGGAUGUUUUCCGCUCUUUCAUGCACUGGGGCCCCGUCAAAUUCAUCCUGCUCUGCAUUUCCAUGGUGCUCCUGCUAUUCUCUGUUUACGUGUACCACGCCGAGGGGCAGAAGGUGUACAACUCCACCCUGACCUGGAACCAGUACAGCCAGGCUUGUGGGCCUUCUGCUUGGGAAACCAAAGGCAUGGCCCAGACGCAGAUCUUCUGCAGCCACCUGCACGGACACAGGGUCACAUGGGUUGGCCGGUUCAAGCACGUCCGUAUAGCUGAGACAGAGAACGGAGCGCAGUCAGUCAUCAACAUUUUACCGGUGUUCAUGGGAGAUUGGCUGCGCUGCUUGUACGGUGAAACGUAUCCCAAAUGUGAGCCAAAGAACGUCUCGUUCGCAAACCUAACAGCUGCAGAACUGAACAGGUCGUCCGUUUCCCUGCCCACACUGCUUCACAUGCAAGAGGAGGAAGAGCUGUGCCAGGUCAAAGCUCUGGCCAGACACUCCUGCCAUGUCAAGCGUUUCGACAGCUACAGGUUUGAGGUGACGGUGGGGAUUGUGCAAGAUGGAAGUGCACAAGCAGAGGACGCAGCCAGAGACAUAAUCCUGAUGGCCAGCCAUGAAUUUAGACAGGUUCUGCUAAAUCUGAGACCCGGGAACGUUGUGGAGUUUAGCAUUAAGCUGGAGGGCCGUUUGGGAGCAAAAGCCCCCUCGUUUGAGCUCAAAGCUGUGCACUGCCUGGACUGCGCUGCGUCCACGUUGAGCGGAGCUCGGCAGGUGAAGAUAGAGAGAAACUGGAGGUGCACCACAAUGAGAGCCCUGAAGUUCGCUUUUGAUUUUUUCUUUUCACCAUUUCUGUCUGCAAACAUCCCGGCCUGA
Messenger RNA from Nematolebias whitei (Rio pearlfish), 3098 nucleotides. RefSeq names its product Wolfram syndrome 1a (wolframin) (gene wfs1a). Gene Ontology annotation, biological process: endoplasmic reticulum unfolded protein response; calcium ion homeostasis. Gene Ontology annotation, molecular function: protein binding. Bases 147 to 3098 code for a protein of 983 amino acids. The record is from RefSeq and is a predicted model, not a curated record. Lineage: Eukaryota; Metazoa; Chordata; Actinopteri; Cyprinodontiformes; Rivulidae. The transcript is spliced from 12 exons. Gene Ontology annotation, cellular component: endoplasmic reticulum membrane; endoplasmic reticulum.